Messenger RNA from Leguminivora glycinivorella, 3573 nucleotides. It is a transcript of the gene Septin2, whose product is annotated as septin-2. Lineage: Eukaryota; Metazoa; Arthropoda; Insecta; Lepidoptera; Tortricidae. Bases 64 to 1323 code for a protein of 419 amino acids. Gene Ontology annotation, cellular component: septin ring; septin complex; cell division site. Gene Ontology annotation, molecular function: GTPase activity; GTP binding; molecular adaptor activity. The transcript is spliced from 9 exons. Gene Ontology annotation, biological process: cytoskeleton-dependent cytokinesis. The record is from RefSeq and is a predicted model, not a curated record.
GUUGUGCAGGGAUGCCAAACGAACUGUAUUUUACUUCACACUUGUUCAGUCGUUACCGUAAACAUGGCGGCGAUGGAUGUUGAACCUCCGAAAAUGGAGCAGAACCUGCGUACGCUCAAGCUGUCGGGGCACGUCGGAUUCGACAGCCUGCCGGACCAGCUGGUGAACAAGAGUGUGCAGAACGGGUUCGUCUUCAAUAUCCUGUGCAUAGGUGAGACUGGGUUGGGCAAGUCUACACUCAUGGACUCACUGUUCAACACCAACUUUGAGUCGGUUCCGAGCCCACACAACCUGCCGACAGUGAAGCUUAAGGCUCAUACAUAUGAGCUGCAGGAGAGCAAUGUUCGUCUCAAGCUGACAAUCUGCGACACAGUGGGCUACGGAGACCAGGUGAACAAGGAAGACAGCUUCAAAGCUGUCGUGGACCACCUGGACGCCCAGUUCGAGGCCUACCUCCAAGAGGAGCUGAAGAUCAAGCGCUCCUUGCCAGUGUACCAUGAUUCCCGUCUGCAUGUGUGCCUGUACUUCAUCUGUCCCACUGGGCACGGUCUGAAGUCCAUCGACCUGGUGUGCAUGAAGAAACUGGACACCAAGGUGAACAUCAUCCCCAUCAUCGCCAAGGCCGACACCAUUUCCAAGACCGAGCUGCAGAAGUUCAAGUCAAAGAUAAUGCAAGAGCUCCAAGCGAACGGUGUGGAGAUCUACGCAUUCCCCACGGACGACGAAUCCGUCGCCGAGGUCAACGGGUCAAUGAACUCCCACAUCCCCUUCGCUGUGGUGGGUUCUACAGACAUGGUCAAGAUUGGCAACAAGACGGUCAGAGCGCGGCAGUACCCUUGGGGCACUGUGCAAGUGGAAAAUGAGUCGCACUGUGACUUUGUGAAGCUUCGCGAGAUGUUGAUUCGCACCAACAUGGAAGACAUGCGUGAGAAGACUCAUGCGCGCCACUACGAGCUCUAUCGCCGCCGGCGUCUGCAACAAAUGGGGUUCAGUGAUGUGGAUGCUGACAACAAGCCGGUGUCGUUCCAGCAGACGUUCGAACAGAAGCGCAGCGCGCACCUGGCCGAGCUGCAGCAGAAGGAGGACGAGAUGCGGCAGAUGUUCGUGCAGCGCGUCAAGGAGAAGGAGGCUGAGCUUAAAGACGCCGAGCGGGAGCUGCACGCGAAGUUCGACAAGCUGAAGAAAGACCACACCGACGAAAAGAAGCGUCUAGAAGAGCUCCGCAAGAAGAUCGAGGACGAAACCAUCGAGUUCAACCGCCGCAAGCAGCAGACGUCCCAGUCGCACCACACGCUCACUCUCGGCAAGAGCAAGAAGAAGUAAACUCCUGCGAUUUCAUGACCUCCUGGUACCUCUGGCAUGAUAAGCGGCUUAUAAUCAUCGGAUGAAUCUAGAUUUGUACUGACUUUGAAGUGACGAAAUGUGGUAGUAUCAUAGACAUUGCAUGUAUAAGAUGACAAAUCUACACUUUGUUAUUGCAAAGUUAGCUUGAUCAACUCAUUCCACUUGAAACCAUUGAAUUCAACCGCCGCAAGCAAUAGACCGCCCAGCCGCACCAGACGCUUACUCGUACUCUUGACAAGAGCAACAAGAAGUAAACUUCAUUUUAAGUCUACACCGCUUUAAAUCAAUUAAUUUCUUACCAGGAACUUAUUCUGCAAACUGAAAAUGCCAAACGAUUCCUAAAAACAGUUAGCCGUGUAUGUAACUAUAUUACAUAAAUAAUUAUGUAACAAGAGGCAGAUUUCCCUAUGAGAUUUUAAUUGGUAUUUUACUUAAUCUAAUGAAAUAAACUGUCGAAUAGAUUUUUUUAUUUAAUAGAUAUGGUUUUCGCUUCUAGGUUUCUUAAUCGAAAAAGAAUUCUAUUUGUAAAACUUACAACUAGGUAACGAUUCUAGGUUGUUUAAGGCAACUUAUCCUCCGCCGACGAUUAGCAAGAAACUAUUAGAGUUUGAAUUAAAUUUUAUUCGGUGGAUGUACUUUUUGUAAAAGAGUAGUCGAUAACGCUUCGGCGGUGUGACAGUAGACUUAAAGCUUGCUUUACUUAACUAGUAUUUGCUUUGUGAUGUAUUUUGUAUUACCAAAACCGCUCACAGACAACCGGCCGUAACCUAUUGUUGACCCUAGGCUUAAUAAUGAAAUAGUUCGAGAUAUGUAGCAAUGAGAUAGACAGAUGGACACACCAUAAGGGUUCCUUUUUACCUUUUUGGUAGGGAAGCCUAAAAUACGUAGAAUAAGCGGCAUUAUUAAAUUGAACCUCGGUAUUUUACUUAAAACAUAGAUGCUGUGCUUUUGAAUACUCUUUAUCGAGAUUUUCUGUUUCGGAAAACUUAAACUUACGACUUAGUUCUCAAAAUCAUGAUUGCUACUGGUAUAUCGCUAAAAGGAGUCAUGCAUUUUGUAUGAACAAAUACAUUUUUAAUUAUUAAAUAAAGUUGUCCCAAUGAGUUACAAUAACAGAUAUAUUUAGUUUUCUGAAUAAAGUGCUUGGAGCACGUCUGAAUAGGUUCGCUUUCCCUACCUUAAGUAAUAUGCUUGCUAUAGUUGCUAUGUUCAUUAGAUGCCGUACUAAAAUAGCUUUUGUAAGACGCUCUAAACAUAUAACUUUCAAACACCUAUUGCCGUAUUAAUUUAAUUAUUAUUUAAUAAGUUAAUUUUAAGAAAAUUGGCCAAAUAGUAAAUGUAACCAAGACUAUCUGGUUAUAAAAUAUCACUCGACUUACCAAAUGUAUUAUGAAUAGUUUAUAAAAGGUUGUAUUCUGUGCGUGAAGAAAGCGUUGACUAGACAUUGGAACUCGAAAUAAAACAGAAAUAUGAAGUGUAAUUUCACUUGAAUGAAUGAUUUGUCUAGUUAACGUAUCCUGGUGAAUCAACUUUUUUUUAGAAACUUAAAUGCAUCAAACACGUAUUUAAAUCUAAAAUUGGUCCAUAACGAGGAGCUGUAACGAGAGCACGAUGUGGCAGACCGGGGUAACCAUGCGGAGCAAACUUCAUCUUAAAAAAAAUACGUGCAUGUCUCGAUGUAAGUCUUCACUUUUUUGGGUUGUUGUCUAAGAGAAGAGGCGCAGUUUGUUAGAGAAAUGCAGGUAAUUUGUACUAACGUAAAUGAUCCAUUAUGGAUGUAGGUUUUUACAAUUAACAUUUAAAUGCCCUAAAAUACGUAUUGAGAGUAUUUUUUCCCUGGGACAGCUAAGCGUUACCAAAAAGUUGAUUCACCGAUUCUAGUAUGUAUAAGGUCUCAAAUUAAACAUAAAGUUAUGUUUAAAUAGUUUAUUACACAAAGUAGCCGCAGUUUUUGCUACCGAUAGACAUUCUUUUGCGUUCUGACAUUCUCGGCUUCGUGUAGCCACUGUAGUAAUAAUAAUCAGAUUUAUAUCAAUAUUUAAUUAAUUUUAAUGAAUUUUAUAAUCGUUUUAUGAAUGCUCUCUACGUUUUGUACUUGGCAGUAAAAGCUAGUGUAGAAGAGGGCAGUAUGUAAUUUCCACGCAUUUAUUUGUUCAUUCCUUUUAUAUAUUUUUUAUACUUAUAAUUAAUAUUUACCUGAUUGAGGUAUUUAAUAAAAUCUUAAAAUUA